ACUCAUCUUUGCGAUGUCUAUAUAUACUUCUUUUUGUCUUCGCAUCAUGUGAUACGUUAGACGCUGUUAUCUCGGGACACAUGUGACAAGUGGCGAGUCCCGUGUUCCGUAUAGUCGAUUAGCAAGGAGGUAUAUUAUCUCCGUGAUCAGGUCUCGUUUAGCUCUUAAACAAAAUAAGCAUGAAGAUUUGAGACCAAUAAGAGAGCAGCAAAUAUUUCUCGUCGCGUUCUCGUUUGUAGUCACUGGAAAACUAAAGAAGGCUUUCUUGGAGGUGGAAAUCGCCGGACGUUCGUUCCGCUGAAGUGCGCAGACAUGCCCAUGGAACUGAAUUCCUUCACGAAGAGCGAGAACUCUCAGAGGGUGGGGUCCUUGCUCUAUAUAUUCGAGGAGUUCGUCCGACCGGCGCUGGCAGAAUUUUUUGGCGUCACGCUCUUCGUUUGCGUGGGGUGCCUGGCCGUUACUCAGUCUGGGGGUGGCUCUGUACCAGGUGCUGUGCCGUUUUCAGCAGUUUCCAUCGCUUUGGCCCAUGGACUGACCAUCGCGCUCCUGGUCUGCGCACUAGGAAGCGUCAGCGGAGCCCACUUAAACCCAGCAGUGACCCUCGGUGUGUUGCUGGCCGGUGGCAUCAGCAUUCCGAAGGCUGUCAUCUACUUUAUCAGUCAGCUGAUUGGAUCAAUGACGGGCGCUGCACUCGCACGUGGUAUCCUACCGGCCAGUGUGUAUGAACUUAUCGGCGGAGGCGCUCACAACCUGGGCAGCUUCGCUAAGGACUCGGUGACCCCGGGACAGGGCGUUCUGUGCGAAAUGGUGUUGACCAUGGUCCUCGUCAUGACAGUUCUCUUGACGGCAGUCGACCCCAUCACCAAGACUACGUUAGCACCCCUCGCCAUCGGCUUCGCAGUGACAGUAGACAUCCUCGCUGGGAUCCUGAUAACUGGGGCAUCGAUGAACCCAGCCCGUAGUUUUGGUCCUGCCGUUGCCAUCGCUUACCAUGACUCCGACAUCUGGAACUACCACUACGUCUACUGGGUGGGCCCGCUUGUUGGCUCGGCCAUUGCUGCCUCCUGGUAUAGGUUCUUUUUGGCUAGUUCAGAGAAGCGGCUCAUUCUCGCAAACUACGAGCCUAUGCAACAGUAGACAACGGACUAGAGCCAUCUCACACACUCAUCAUCACGUGUCAAUCACUCAUCAGCUCAAUCCAGGGGACGCUGGCAAAAUAAAAUAUUUAAUUAAAAGAACUUCAGAAUAUGAUGGAUGACCAGAGAUUCCCUCUGUGUACAUUUCAACUAUAUGCUUUGUUUUGUUGUUUGUUUUUGGAAGUAUAUUUGAAACAUUUUGACGUGUCAUGUGUGAUAAAUAAUAUUUGUUGUCUGCGAGUUCAGAAAGUCGUUCUUGAUGCAGUGAAUUUCCCCUGUGUGAGUAGUCACAGAGAAUACAGUAUAUGCGGACACGAAUGGCGAUCACCACUACCACUGUGUUUAAUACUCAAACCAAGCGCCUUGAUAAGAAGAUCGACAAGCAGACUUACUGGCGAAGAUAUUCACCCUUUUCUCCACCACCUCUUCCCACACUUAUCAGCUUGGCCUUGUAGAAAGGUGCAUAGCAUGCCUAUGCCGUAUCACUCAUGUGUCUGGUGAACCAUUAAGAGUCGCUAUUAGUACAAUUAAAUUAUCACCGGAUUUAGGGUGGUGGUGUGGCCUGACUUGUGUAUUUGGAACAAACAUCCUGGAAAUAUGCUGAAAACCAACGAUGGAGUCAAGAUGCGACUUUAAUUAAUAAAAGAAAAACGUCU
This is a messenger RNA of Pomacea canaliculata, 1792 nucleotides long. Its product is annotated as aquaporin-8-like. Bases 313 to 1137 code for a protein of 274 amino acids. The record is from RefSeq and is a predicted model, not a curated record. Lineage: Eukaryota; Metazoa; Mollusca; Gastropoda; Architaenioglossa; Ampullariidae. The transcript is spliced from 5 exons. Gene Ontology annotation, cellular component: plasma membrane. Gene Ontology annotation, biological process: transmembrane transport. Gene Ontology annotation, molecular function: water channel activity.